AUGAGGUUAACGGUUUGUGUCUGUCUUCUUCUGCUAGUAGUGUCCAGUCAAGCAGAAUUCGACAAAAAUACUUCUUUGAAAACAGAGAAAAGGGAGGAGAACGCUGGCUUGAAAAAGCGGGCACCAGAGCUGUCUACAGCAGGCUCAUCACUGAACGCAGGGAUCGAGUAUGCUGACACAAAUCAGCCGCUGCCAGACAAGUCACCGUCACAGAGAAUAUACGCCACGCCAGUACCUCAGAUAGCCAAGAUAUCGGACCUGCUGGCGGGCCAGAAUCCAUCCUUCCAGGCUGCCAUCGCUAACCAACUUUAUGCUCCAAUUUCUGCGUACCAGCCUCGCUCUGGAUCACCAACAACGUACGAAGUGUCGGAGCCAGUACCAUCGCAACUCGCCUACAGCGAACACAGAUUGGCUUACCAGCAGCCUAAUUCCUUACAGUUCACACCACAAGUCUACAAUCAAAAAGCACCUGCACAGCUGGAUUACUUGCAACAGCAGAUAUUGGCCCAGCCUCAACAAAUUUACAGCCAAGAACCGGUACAACAGAUAUAUGAACAAGCUCCUCAAGCAAACUAUCAGACCCAGCCUAUUACAUAUAACCAAGUACAACCUGUGCAGUAUACAGCACAGCUACAAAAAAAGUUAGAAAACCAACAAACCUUCCAGGCAGCGCAGUAUCAAAAAGCACAAAACGCAAUUUAUUCAGACAAUCAGCAAAACCUACUUUCAAAUCAGUAUAACCAGGCUCCUCAAGUGUUUUACACAGAUGGACAGCAACAAUACCAGCAACAAGCAUACGUACAGGACCAGCCUGUCCAAAAUGUUCAGCUCGGUCAACCUGGGGUCACGUAUUUACGCCCGGAAACAACGCAGCAGAAGGUGUACAAUCAGCCAGAACAGAACCAAGUAUACGAGAAGCCACAGUUUGUAGCACAGAACUACCAAUCUCAACCUCAAUCCCCAGUAAGCUACGCGAGUUUCUCCCACAACCAGGCUAACCCGUCCAUCAUAAACCAUCCCUUCCAUCAACAGAGUGUACAACAGAUCCAACAAUAUACUCCAGCGCAGGAAGCGACGAACAUCGUCUCACAAGGAAACGCCGGUCAAGAAAGACAACUUUCUUACUUGAGACAAACUCCUCAACAUCAAGUUCAACCUCAGGUGCUCCAACCUCAAGUUCAGGCUCCGGUGUUCCAACAACUCCAACCCCAAGUCCAGUACUCACCUAAGGCUAACCCUGGUUAUAAAGGUGAACCUGCGGCUGCGGCGCAAUCUUACCAACGAGUGCAAUAUUUUGGAAAAUACGCACAAUCUAUAUUCGGUAAAUCGCAGCAUUGA
Molecule: messenger RNA, 1338 nt
Organism: Parnassius apollo (apollo)
Lineage: Eukaryota; Metazoa; Arthropoda; Insecta; Lepidoptera; Papilionidae
Source: the annotation of a GenBank genome assembly